ACCUUCGAGAAGGGAAAGCCCAAAAGCAGACAAGGAUUCCCUGUCGCUUUCGUCAAUACCCACAAUCCCUUUUUGUCAUUUCUCUUUUAAAUCACCAAACUUUCAUCACCUUCUUUAAUUUCCACUAACUGCUGCCGGGCUUCUCAUCCCGAUAAUGGCGGUCUCGGCCUUCAAAUCUGCCACCAGGAGGGGCGGCGCCGCCAACUCGUCAUCGUCUGCCGGGAGGGAGCCGCCGCCGGAGAAGAAGCCCGGGCUUCCCAGGAGGUCCAGGAGCGUCAGUGCCUUCUCCAGGAGCAGCAAGGUCUCGGAUUUCUCGAACAAGCGGGACAACCCUCUGUUCUGCAGUGGUGACUCCUCCCCGCCGGAGGGCAAUGGGGCAUCCGCUGUGCCCAAGAAGCUGAAUGCAGACGGCGACUGGAGCAAAGUCGAGCUGAAUCGGGUCGGUGGGUCGAAACCGGGAGGCGGGAAUCGCGGGGUUGGCAGUCUUGGUGAUGAUAGGAGGGGGAGGUCGACUUCGAGGAGUUCGGGGAAGCCAUCGGAGACUGGCCGGAGCGUGUCGAGGGGUCGGGUCCGCUCGGUGUCUCAGAGGCCGGUCUCGAGGGGACAUUUCGUGAGCUCCGAGAGUGAAGUUGAGCAGGAAACCAGUCCCAUGAGGAACUACAGAAACAGGACCGGCUUAGAUUUAAUGAGAAGCAGUAUAGAAAGUGUUGAUCCGGGCCAAGUGAAAGCUCUUCGAACGUGGUCUAGUCAACAUCCACCUGUCGAGCCAUCUACUGAUUCUGCAAGUCGGUCUCGUCUGGAAUUUCCAAAGUGGGAAGAUGGACACUCAGCAGGUUCUUUCUCCGAAGUGGAAGAGAAGACUAUAAAAGCAGUCUGCGAACAAAUGAAGUCAGUACAAGAGCAGCACUUGGGAGAGCAGCCCACAAAUACAAGUAUAUACGAAACUGUCAGAUCUGAAGUGAGGCAAGCAAUCUCUGACAUUCAAAGUGAUCUAGAAAGUUCUAUUAGAAAGAAUAAUCCCACUGCUAUUGCAAGCUCAGACAUUGUGGAUAUCCCUCCUGAUCUAGUAAAUCCUGGUGCUGUUGAGCUUGUUAUGGAUAUCAGAAGUGAAUAUGCCAAAAAGCUUGAGCAGUCCCAGGAACGAGCUAGAAAAUUACGAGCAGAUCUUGCUGUUGAGGAGCAUCGAGGGGAAGAACUGAGCAGAAUCCUGAAGGAAAUUCUUCCUGACCCUAAGGCAUCUAAUUCCCAAAAGCCCCGUCCUGCAAGAAAAGCGAGCAUUGAACGAAGAAAGAUAUCAAAACGCUUGACAGAAGAGGCCAUGGCAUACUUCGAUGAGUGCGUUUCCCUGUCAACUUUUGAUAGCUCAGACUUCUCAUCACCAGAGGACCCACCGCUUAGACUUGUCGGAGAUAACAAACCCGUUGUCAGUGAGAAUGAAUCAGUGCUCGGAGCUGAUUCAACUAUGACAGCGACGUGUGAUGUUAAUCAUCGCUUUAACAGUAGCCAGGAUUUACACCAGAAUGCUCAGUUCAAGUCAAGCUGCGAGCAUUCAAGUCUAAGAAUGGCUGCUUCUGAUUACAUGAACUCGGAUCCUGCCAGCUCAAGCAGCACCACUGCAGAAGGUCGGAAGUGCCAGUUUUCGUUUUCUGGGAGGCCAAACUCGUACUCCAAUCUUCAACAGGACAUUAGAAAGUACAUUAAAACCCUAGAGACUGAUCCCAUAAAUGAUGAUCAUAUACCCAGGAGUUCAAGGAAGAGCCAAUACGAGGUCGAUGGAUAUGACAUACAGGCUUCCAUGCAGGGCCUUCUGUUUGACAAAGUUAUACAUAAGAGCCAAGUCGAGUCGGGAAGCUUACUUCUUUGUGGUGGAGGUUUUUCUUCGAUCCAGUUCUCUCCAUUCGGUUCCAUUAUCUGAAAAAUUUUGCCGGGUUACUUCAGAGGAUGUAUAUAGGAAAUUUACUGAACACAGAUGCUUUCAUAGCUAUAUACAAAAAUAGGGAAACACGAAAUACGACAAGCUACGCUUAUGUUUAUAUGGUUGUAUUUAUUUGUAAUGAGCCUGCUAUGAAAAGCCCUACUUUGUGCAUUAAGAGCAUUAUGGGCAAAUUUACAGUGUA
Punica granatum (pomegranate) is the source of this 2117-nucleotide messenger RNA. The record is from RefSeq and is a predicted model, not a curated record. NCBI's taxonomy places the organism in Eukaryota, Viridiplantae, Streptophyta, Magnoliopsida, Myrtales, Lythraceae.